AUGGCCGAUGAUCCAAGUAAGUCAAAAGCAGACGCGAUAAAGCAGUGGCGAGAAAAAAAGAAAGAAGCCAGUCGUUUAAAGUCAAAAGAAUACUAUCAAAAACACAAAAAUGAUAUCUCGAAGGCGCGAAAAGAGAAGCGAUUGGACAGUGCAUUUCAGUCCAAAGUGUCAGAUGAGGUAGAUAACGAAGAUAGCCAUGGAACAGCCGCCUCAUUUUUUCCAUCAAGGAUGGCGAAAAAAAGGGCCAUCGAAACGGCAAAGAACGCCUUGCCUGGGUCGCCUAGGAGGAGAACGGAGGUGCUAACAGCACUAUUGGAAAGCCCAAACACCCGAAAGGCACUAAGCGCAGCAGCGACUGUUAACACUCCAGAGCAGGAGGAAGAGGUGAAACUGGCCCGAGCGUUACUUAAAGACGUGUCAACAGUCUUAGAAGCCACAAAGCAUAGGCGUUCCGAUGGAGCUCGAGCCACCGUCUCAAUUGGUCUCUCUAUGUUAUGUGGACCGUCAGUCGCUGAAGGAAAAAUGCGAAAAAGCCUAUCAGAGGCCCUAAACAUAAACAGGCGAAGAGUGGCAAUGAGUGUGACUCAAAACAAAAAUGUUUUCUGCGACAAAGACGCCCUGUGGAAGCUAACAAAAAGAAAAACUCGUAGUGAUGCCAUCAGCGAGGAAGUCAAGCAGAUAGCUCAAGACUUUUGGAGCAGUCCAGAGAUAUCCCGACCAACUGGCAACAAAAAAGACAUAAAAAGGGAACGUGUUGGUCCUAAACAAUACGUCUUUCACGAGAAACAAGUCUUAGAGAAAACCCAAACGGAGGUUUACGAGGAGUUCAAAGCAAAGUUUCCAGACAUUGAUUUAGGUCAGAGGGCCUUUGAGAAGUGCAAGCCAUUCUACGUCAUUGAAGCCAGACCACAAGACAGACAGUCAUGUUGUUGCCGCGCACACGUUGAAGUCAGAAUGCUUUUUAAAACAUGCAUGACAUUCAGAAGAAACAUUUUACAGGGACGAGAAGAAGCCGAUUCAGAAUCGUAUCCUGUUUUCGAACAUCUAUCAGACUUAGUAAACGAGACACUGUGUAACAAAGGAGAUAAUCCAUAUCACCGCCUUACGUGCAUCAACCGUGAAUGUGAACAUUGUGGAGUAACGAAAUUGAAGCUAAUGUCAAAGGAGGAAGACACAAGUCAAUCUGCUAUCGAGGUGAAAUGGGAACGGUUUGAAUACGUAUCUAUUUCAAAUGAAGGAGAAGAAAAGAGACGUCUCAAGAUCGUGACUAAAACGUCGAAAGCAGGGGAGAUGUUUGCUUAUUUCAAAACUCUCCUUGAAUCGUUCCCAGCACACCAGUUUCGAGCAAAAUGGCAACAAGAACAAAUGAAGAGAAAUGUUGAUAGCCUACCACCUGGUCACGUGUGUUGUGUUCACGAUUAUUCCGAAAAUUACUGCUGUCGGUACCAGGAUCAAAUCCAAACCCUCUACUUUGCUCAGGCACAAGCAUCUAUUCACGUGACAAUUUUACACCGCCAUAAACUAGUACAAGAAGAAAACGGGCAUAAGAUUAUUGACGGUCAAGAAACUGUAACUGAACAUUUGUUUGUCAUUUCGCCGGAUCUUAAACAUGACCAUGAUUCAGUACACGAGUGUAGAAGUGUUGUAGUUGAUUAUUUACGCGAAAUAGAGUAUCCGUUAACGGUUAUGCACGAAUGGACAGACGGAUGCGCAGCUCAGUACAAGAGUUGUCACUGUAUGGGCGAUCUCAGCUUUUCAGUAGCAGAUUUCGGAUUUUUAACGGUGAGAAACUACUUCGAAACGUCUCACGCAAAAGGACCUCAGGACGGAGCAGGUGCUAAUUUAAAGCACAAAGUAGAUAUGGCAGUGAUUAGGCGCCAAGUUGUUGUUCAGAAUGCACAUGACCUCUACAAUUACGCGAAACAAAAAUUGACUGAGCCAAGUUCGGCCCGUUAUAAGUCACAGAGCGUGGGGCUUGAACGGAGAAUCUUUUUCUACGUGGAGCAGCAUCGUCGAAACAGACAACGACGAUUCAAGCAAAUCAAAGGCAGUAGACAGAUUCACAGCGUUGCGGCCACAGGUGACUUGACUGGUUUGAAAAUUAAGACUCGUUUUCUGUCCUGUUACUGUGACAGCUGCAUUGAUGACCAGUUCGAUUGUGAAAAUGGAGAAUGGGUGGAACCUUGGAAAGAAAUUGAAUUAGAGCAAGAGGGUGGCCAACGCAGAGUGACAAGAAGUGAAACAGUGGAUCAGCGGGUUGGCAUUAAAGACUUAAUCACAGAGAACAGUGUUGUUGCCAUAGCUUCAGGAGAUCCUGGCGAGGAUUAUUACCUCAUCAAAGUAACAGGCCAGGGACCAGAAGAGUUACAAACUCCUACCAAAGAUGACUGGGGAAUUUUGUAUCCGGCAGGCGCGGAAAUACUGUGUGGUCACUUCCUUCUCCCCAAACGAGGAUCGAGUCGUAACUACAAGAUGGAUAGUGCUCGGAAAGCGAUCGUUUACGCAGCGACAGCGGCAUUUGUGUGUACUGAUCUACAGUGUUUACGUGAUGAAACUAUUGUUCUAAGCGAACAAGAGCAUUUGGAUAUUCUGCAAUCGCUAGAAGGCUUUUAA
Porites lobata is the source of this 2613-nucleotide messenger RNA. Lineage: Eukaryota; Metazoa; Cnidaria; Anthozoa; Scleractinia; Poritidae. The record is from the annotation of a GenBank genome assembly.